AUGAGGAUAGUAGGACUGACAGGUGGAAUUGCGUCCGGGAAGAGCACCGUCUCAAAUCUCUUCAAGGCCCAUGACUUUCCCGUCGUUGACGCAGAUCUUGUUGCUCGUGAUGUAUUAAAGAAGGGCAAAACUGGGUGGAAAAAGGUUGUUUCAGCAUUUGGAGAUGACAUUUUACAACCUGAUGGAGAAGUUGAUAGGCCUAAACUAGGCCAAUUAUAUUCUCUAAUCCCGAAAAGCGCAAACUUCUGA
Molecule: messenger RNA, 249 nt
Organism: Prunus armeniaca (apricot)
Lineage: Eukaryota; Viridiplantae; Streptophyta; Magnoliopsida; Rosales; Rosaceae
Source: the annotation of a GenBank genome assembly